Molecule: messenger RNA, 583 nt
Organism: Lagenorhynchus albirostris (white-beaked dolphin)
Lineage: Eukaryota; Metazoa; Chordata; Mammalia; Artiodactyla; Delphinidae
Gene: RIIAD1
Product: regulatory subunit of type II PKA R-subunit domain containing 1
Exons: 6
Coding region: 162-440 (92 amino acids)
Source: RefSeq, a predicted model, not a curated record
UACUCCUGCAGCAUCUCCCUUUGUUCAGCCUCCAGUUGAAAUGCAGACAGUUCCCCACUCCAUGUUCCUGUCUGCCCCGCCCCCUUCUGGAAAGGGCGGGGCCAGGCCAGGGGCGGGUCCUCACCAGCCGCGCCUCCCGUCGUCUUGACGACCGCGACAAGAUGGCGACCCUGCCGGGCGGGAUUCAAGGGCUGUACCCCGAGGCGCUGAGCCCCGAGCAGCUGGAGAAGCUGCGCGGCUUCAAGAUUCAGACUCGGAUUACUAAUGAAAAGUACCUAAGGACCCACAAAGAAGUGGAGUUGCUCAUAAGUGGUUUCUUCAGAGAAAUGCUUUUGAAAAGACCAGACAACAUUCAAGAAUUUGCUGCAGACUAUUUCACGGAUCCAAGACUUCCCAACAAGAUUCACAUGCAGCUAAUUAAGGAGAAGAAAGCGGCUUAAUUAGCAAAAUCAUGAUGCUCAGCUGUUGAGAGAGAACAGAAAGCAUCCAGCCUCGGGGGUCAUCUGGAAGCGAGAGAGCCCUGUUGCCAUCAGUGUGGGUUUCCGGGCUGUGUCUGCUGUUGCAAAGGCUUUUAAAGAUGCUC